AUGAGCACGCACCGCGCCCACGAUCCGCACAUGACCAUGGCGGCAGGCUCGUACUUUGGCGCUUGCCCCUUCAUCCGCUGGUUCAGUCCCAAGGAGGACGUCUCGAGCUCGACGUCGCUCAAGUCGUCGGUCCAGCGCAACAUCCGCAGCUCGCUUAUCGCCCAGCUGCCCCUCCUCUCCGCGCCUGCGUUCCGGGAAGGCGCUGCCGGUGCCGACGCCGACGCUGCUGCGGCUGCCGACACGGCUACUGCUCCUCCUGCUGACGAGGAGGUCGAGGAGGAGACCAAGGGCGGCAAGGGCAACAAGAAGGAGAAGGGCGGUGGCAAGGGCGGCAAGGGCAAGGGCGGCAAGAAGGGUGGCAAGAAGGACAAGCAUGAGGAGCCCGAGGAGGCCGAGGACGAGGGUGUUGUCACGGUCCUUGACGAGAUUUGGCCCAAGAAGGAGCCUCUGGGUCUUACCAAGUGCCACGACCGGAUAAGCAUCUACACUGUCAACCAGGUGCCUCUCUACUUCAACCACUUUGACGGCCCGUUCAUCCCCACCCUCCGCCUGCUGCACAAGUACCCGGACAUGCUCCCGCACGUCCAGGUCGACCGCGGAGCGAUCAAGUUCCUCCUCGCCGGCGCCAACAUGAUGGCGCCUGGCUUCCUGUCCAAGGGUGGUGUCCUGCCAGAGGGUCUGGCAAAGGACGCCAUCGUCGCCAUCCACGCCGAGGGCAAGGUCCACGCGACGGGUAUCGGCAAGAUGGUGGCCAGCACUGAGGAGAUUCGCAAGACGGGCAAGGGUGUUGCCGUCGAGGUCAUUUGCUGGGUUGGUGACGACCUCUGGAAGGUGCAGACGAUCGGCCUGUAG
Messenger RNA from Apiotrichum porosum, 852 nucleotides. RefSeq names its product translation machinery-associated protein 20 (gene TMA20). Gene Ontology annotation, molecular function: RNA binding. The coding region runs from base 1 to 852 and encodes 283 amino acids. The transcript is spliced from 4 exons. Lineage: Eukaryota; Fungi; Basidiomycota; Tremellomycetes; Trichosporonales; Trichosporonaceae. The record is from RefSeq and is a predicted model, not a curated record. Gene Ontology annotation, biological process: formation of translation preinitiation complex.